Messenger RNA from Mizuhopecten yessoensis (Yesso scallop), 1815 nucleotides. RefSeq names its product citrate lyase subunit beta-like protein, mitochondrial. Gene Ontology annotation, biological process: regulation of cobalamin catabolic process. Gene Ontology annotation, molecular function: (S)-citramalyl-CoA lyase activity. The record is from RefSeq and is a predicted model, not a curated record. The transcript has 8 exons. Bases 365 to 1441 code for a protein of 358 amino acids. Lineage: Eukaryota; Metazoa; Mollusca; Bivalvia; Pectinida; Pectinidae.
AACAUAGAAAUUAACUUCCGGAAGAUAAUAUAAGCGCCAUCUAUCACAACAUUAUUAUGAAGAAGAUCCGAUAGCCUACCUCUGGACAUUGUUGCUGGCUUUGAGGUGUCAACUAUUUGUUAUUUCUCUGUUAAAACAGCUGUAAGGAAUAGACGACGUAAUCUUUAUUUAGCGUAAAGGUAAAACAAGUUUAAUUGCGAAACAACCGUGGGCGUACAGGAUUUAGGGCGAAACGACCUAACUGACCACCUUAUGAUGUUCCUGCCAGGCCUCACUGUUAGCCCCUGGGCCAUAUGAUGACAUUCAAUAUCCUGGUUUGGUAGCCCAGUCAUUAUAGCAGCUGUGUAACAGACUGAUACAAAUAAUGAAGGGGACACUUAAUUUUAAAAGGAUGUUGACAUUGACAAGACGUCUACAAAAAUGUUAUACUCGUUGCAUGUCCUGCGGCCAAAUUAAGACACUUGGCUGGCGCCAGCAUGAACACCCCAUAGGCCAAGGGAGACAACUCUCCAGUUGUACAGAUACACUGCCCACUGAUAAAUACACCCCUCGUAGAGCAGUGCUGUAUGUUCCGGGAAAUGAUGAGCGGAAACUACAAAAGAUUGCUGGUUUAAACGUGGACUGUGCUGUGAUGGACUGUGAGGAUGGUGUGGCCAUCAAUAGAAAGGAGGAAGCUCGGAACACCAUUAAGAAGAUGCUGGACAAACUGGACUUUGGUCGGACAGAGUGUGUGGUCAGGGUCAAUUCUGUGGACAGUGGUUUGAUAGAGGAUGACCUCAAGGUCAUAUUCAGGGCUGACCGCAUGCCUCAGACCAUCAUGCUUCCCAAGGUGAACAGACCAGAGGAAAUGUACCAGUUUACAGACAAUUUGAAGGAAUCACUAAAGGGCCGGACACAGGAACAGAAGUUACAGCUGAUAACGUUUGUGGAGAGUGCAAUAGGUCUUAUCAAUCUCACCGAAAUCCUCAGGAAGACAAUAGAACUGACAAACUCAGAGGGACUCUUCAAUCUAGCAGGAGUCGUCUUCGGGUCGGACGAUUUUUGUGCAGAUAUUGGUGCUACAAGAACUCCUGAUGCUGCGGAGCUGAUGUACGCCCGACAGAAAGUCGUAACAUGUGCUAAAGCGUUCAGGCUGCAGGCCAUAGACCUUGUCUACAUCAAUUACAAAGAUCUAGCCGGCCUAGAGAAACAGUCGACAGAAGGAGCACACAUGGGUUUUACUGGGAAACAGGUUAUCCACCCUGGUCAGAUACCCGUGGUCCAGAAGGCAUUCUCUCCAAGUCCUGACCGCGUGGAGUGGGCCACAGAACUCAUACAGGCCUUCUCACAACACACACAAACAGGGAAGGGUGCGUUCACAUUCCGUGGGGCCAUGAUAGACAUGCCCCUAGUAUUACAAGCCAGAAACAUCGUACGGCUGGCUGAGGCAGUCAAAAGCUGACAUACAGACAGAUAGUGGUCAAACGUGGACACACAGACAGAUAGUGGUCAAAUGUGGACAUACAGACAGAUAGUGGUCAAACGUGGAUACACAGACAGAUAGUGGUCAAACGUGGACAGACAGACAGAUAGUGGUCAAACGUGGACACACAGACAGAUAGUGGUCAAACGUGGACACACAGACAGAUAGUGGUCAAAAGUGGACACACAGAGUGGUCAAGAGUGGACAUGCAGUGUAAUAAAGACUGGACACAUUGUACUUGUCAUUAGGAGUGGACACUGACAGCAGUCAUUAGAAUACACACAGACAAACAGUAGUAUUUUAUAGUUACCAGCUGUGAUUUUGUUACUCAUUAAAAAUACUCCAAAAAAUCA